AUGCGUUCCCCGACGGCCGACGCCAUGAUCGCACUCGCGCCCGAGCCGCUAUUCCCGCCUCUCAUCCUCGCGAUAUAUAUUGCAGGCGUCGCCGGCGCCGGAGCCCUAGCCAACUGUGCUCUCUUGGCUGCACUACUCAAGCGGUCAAGAAACGGGUUGUUUUUAAUCAUCAUACAACUAGCUGUUGCCGAUUUUAUUCUACUAGGAACUUCAAUCGGCCCGGAGCUGUGGUCUAACAACGCUAGGACAUGGAUAUUCGGAAGGCCCGCUUGUAUAGCAUAUCGAGGACUUAUUAUAUUUACGUCCACAGCAUCGUUAUAUUUAUCUAUUACAAUAGCCCUUCACACUUUAUCAACUGCAAAUCUAGAACAAAAAGCAACAAUACUCAGGACUAGAAGAAGCGAUGGUGAUGAUGAUGAGGAAAUUAGGUCCUCACGUCACAGUCUGGUCGCCAGCAGUGACACAUCCACCCCUCCACGGACAAUGAAUGUAGAUUAUAGACUCGUUGAUACAAAGGUACCCAUUGCACCACCAUCAAUCUUCGUUUGGGUGUUAGCUGUAUCUCUAAGCAUUCCGGAGUUUGCUUUGGCAACAACGGUUCGCCAUGAACACGACAUUAUCGCGUGCACUCUAGUUGACUCGAGCCACAGGAUUAAUAUGCAUACCAUGAUAGCGCUCUUUAAUUUAUUUCUCCCGGCAUUAAUUUUGACAAGUGCCGGAGCUCUCAUUGUGUGCCAAUUAAAAUCGAAGAAACUCUCAAAAUUAGAGGGAAGUGAGACAGUUUCAGCGCUCAAACUGUCGUUGUGUUUAAUAUUAGUAUAUCUUGUUUUUUGUGCUCCGCGAUCAAUAUUUUAUAUUUAUGGAUUGUAUAGCUUACAAGAUGUCAAUAAAAUAGAUAUUGCAUAUGAAAACGAUACUAUUUUAAUGAUAAAUUUAGUAUUCAGUGCUAUGUAUCUCGCCGCAGCUCUGUUGAGACCUAUAUUAUGUAUUAGUUUACUACCGAGAUUAAGAAAAGUCUUCUCAUUUGGAUUUAAAAAUGCUGAUGAGGUA
Messenger RNA from Brenthis ino (lesser marbled fritillary), 1050 nucleotides. Lineage: Eukaryota; Metazoa; Arthropoda; Insecta; Lepidoptera; Nymphalidae. The record is from the annotation of a GenBank genome assembly.